AUGCUGACAUUUUUCACUCGGACGCGUUUUAGGCGCGCACCGACGUCAAUUCUACGACCAAAUACCAAAAGUUUCUACUCCACAAACCGCUCAGCCUUCAACUCGAAGACCUACUUUGCGGCAGCCACUUUGAUCGGCGCGUCUGGCAUAUGGUGGGUAAAUGGCACUAGGAAGGAUGUGCCCCGACUUGACCCUACACCAGUGGGGCACUUGGCCCCCGAGCCAGGCCCUUCCAAAGACGAUGUCACACAGAUGAUAUCGAAAGACGCAUACUCUUUCCAGGUCCGAGAUGUAACGGGUAUCAAUAGAUACGACGGAACUCAAUUAGCAUCUAACAGCCCCUGCGAAGACCGGUUCAUCCAUGGAAAGCUCUCCUCGCCGUGGAGCGAUGGUGAAUGGUUAUCAUGGGGCGUCUUCGAUGGCCAUGCUGGCUGGCAGACGGCGGAUCUGCUGACCCGGCAACUUUUACCACUUGUGCGCAACAGACUGAGCAAAAUCCAGCGGCCUUUAGAUGGCAGCAAAGUGGCAGAUAAAGCAAUCCAGCGCGCUAUUAUCAAUGGUUUCAUGGACCUCGACGACUCUAUCAUCAUGACGGCACAGGCAACCUCCGAAAGCAAGGAUUCCUUGCAAGAUAAGGCCAAGAAGCUUGCUCCUGCUUACUCUGGCUCAUGCGCUUUGUUGUCUCUGUAUGACUCGAAUACAGGCAAGCUGCAUGUUGCUUGUACUGGAGAUUCCAGGGCAGUCCUGGGACAAAAGGACUCUGAUGGAAAAUGGGAGGUGAUUCCCUUGUCAAUCGACCAAACUGGUUACAACGAAGAAGAGGUCGCCCGACUUUACAAGGAACACCCGGACGAGGAAGAUAUUGUCAAGAAUGGACGGGUUCUUGGAAUUGCAGUCUCCCGAGCAUUCGGUGACAGUCGCUGGAAGUGGCCUAUCGAUUUGCAGAGUGAUAUGAAGCGGAAAUUCAAUGGCCCUGCGCCCCUCACUCCACGAUACGAUGUCCGCACACCGCCAUACCUGACUGCCGAGCCGGUUGUGACGAGCACCAAGAUCGAUCCGAACAAGCCUUCAUUCUUGAUUAUGGCAUCGGAUGGCCUGUGGGACAACAUUUCUAGCAAGCAGAGUGUUGAUCUGGUAGCGAAGUGGCUGGAGCUAGGGAAGAAGGAAACGAGCAAGCUGGAGCCAUCAUAUGAACAGUGUGACUUUGGCAAAUUCCGCAAGGAUUUGGAUUGGAGGUUUGAGGAGGGGAGAACCACAGUUGAAGAUGAGAAUGCAGCAGUACAUCUGGUGCGCAACUCCCUUGGUGGCAAUUACCACGAACUGAUUGCAGGUCGGCUUGCCUUUGGCCCUCCUUUCUCUCGACGGAUCCGGGAUGAUAUUACUGUACAGGUAGUUUUCUUUAAUGUGGAAAAGUAA
This is a messenger RNA of Penicillium paradoxum, 1416 nucleotides long. Its product is annotated as PP2C family serine/threonine-protein phosphatase. The transcript has a single exon. Gene Ontology annotation, biological process: protein dephosphorylation. The coding region runs from base 1 to 1416 and encodes 471 amino acids. Gene Ontology annotation, molecular function: protein serine/threonine phosphatase activity. NCBI's taxonomy places the organism in Eukaryota, Fungi, Ascomycota, Eurotiomycetes, Eurotiales, Aspergillaceae. The record is from RefSeq and is a predicted model, not a curated record.